This is a messenger RNA of Entelurus aequoreus (snake pipefish), 7819 nucleotides long. Its product is annotated as zinc finger protein 106-like. Gene Ontology annotation, molecular function: RNA binding; SH3 domain binding. The record is from RefSeq and is a predicted model, not a curated record. Gene Ontology annotation, cellular component: membrane; cytosol. Lineage: Eukaryota; Metazoa; Chordata; Actinopteri; Syngnathiformes; Syngnathidae. The transcript is spliced from 23 exons. The coding region runs from base 142 to 4875 and encodes 1577 amino acids.
CCGUGACCAACGCCCUUGAACGCGGCUUCCGUGGCCGGGGCCAGGCCGGGUCCUCACGCAAGGGAGUCCGGAGGAGGAUGCUAGCUUCAUCGCCGGAGGAGACAACUUGGAGUCUCGAACAAACACGGACGUCAUAAAGUUAUGGUGGGAAUUCCAGUCAAGAUGGCCAGAGACAAGAAGUGCAUCCUCUGUGAGACAGUCCAUGUCUCCAAGCAGGAGAUGGACGAGCACAUGAGAAGCAUGCUGCACCACCGCGAGCUGGAGAAACUCAAAGGCCGGGACUGUGGCCACGAGUGCCGGGUGUGCAAGGUGUCGGUGGUCAGCCUGACCGACUACGCCGGCCACAUUUCCAGUCCGGCGCACAAGCAACACGUGGAGGCUCUGGAGAAGAAGCCCGCCGGCCCGGACCGCCGCGGCGAGGAGGACUACUUUGACCAGGCCCUGGUGGACGCCAUCCUCAAGAGGAAGGAGCAAAUACGCAAAGAAAAGGAGGCGGCCGCUGCUGCUCAGCUGGCCAAAGAGCAGGAGGAAGCGAGGAAAAAGGAGUUCCAGCAGCGACUCUGCGAGGCCAAGGAGCGUUACCAGCUAAAUAGAGGUCAGCAGCAUCUGCCACAUGGCCCCGCGUGGCCCACUCAGCACAACUCCUGGAACAGGAAACAACAGCCCGGCUUCCGGGUGGGCGACGCCCCGUACUGGAACAACAAUUACGACGACAGACAAGGAAGGAGCGCCACCUGGCACGCUCAAGCUCCGCCCAACUUCCAGAGAUGGGCACCGGGAAACUUACAGGCCGGACGCUUCCACUCACAGGACGACUGGGGGGGCUCCAAAAAGUGGGAGCGGAGUCCGUUCUGUGAGCAAAGUCGGCUGCCGUGGCUCAGCAACCAAGGCAGCAACUACGGCAUGUAUGGCAGGAAUAAUAUUUCCCCGUGUGCACAAAGUCACCGCCCGCUCCGCUUCGACAGGCCUUCUAUGCUUCCGCCGCCGCCCCAGUUUUUCACCAAAUCUGUUAGCAACUUUGAAAGGAAGGUUGAAGAAGGUGUGGCACCCCAGAGGGAGAGGGUGCCGGCAGCUGACUGCGACCAGCACAGUAAAAUGAGCUUCCGUAGCAACCCAAAACUGGACAAAACAAAAUCUCAUAAUGUCACAAAAGAAGUGGACUCGCAACCGAGCAGGGAUGCCUCAUUGACCCACACCAAAGGGCCCCAAAGCCAGGGACGAACCUCAGCAGAAGCGCAACAGCUCAAAACAAAGCUCAAAAGUAACCCUAAAGGUGAAGAAAAGAGCAACGGUGCCCAGAAAGAUGGUGGCCGAAUUGCCACAGCUGGUCCUUCCAAUGAUCCUAACUGUGGGGUCUCAGCACAGCCACAGUCAAAGGCCACCACCAAGCAGAUGGGAAUCAAGACCCCUUCUCUUGGACCUCUGCCUUCAAGGCAGGGCCAGAAGCCACCAGAAUUAGUCAGGAAAGCCAAGUCUGCCUGUGCGUCCGAAAGGAGAUCAUCUUUGGAUGGCGUCAAGCUGGCAGUGGCCAGGCAGACUGAGGGGGAACCCCCCAAUGAUUCGGUGCAGGGUCAGAUUACGCACCAUGACGAGAACAGCUGUCGGCAGAACGGGACGAAGGUCUGGGAAGAGCUUGUGCCGUCAUCAUCUGAGAGCACCCGCUCCCUCCAGUCGCUGCAGGUCAGCACCUCCACCGCAGAGAGGUUGGCGUCCGUUGCCUCAAGCGGCGGCGACACGGAAAAGCGCCCGGACAAGGAAGCUCUCCUAUCACCGCCUCAGGAUGAGGUCGCACAAGAGGGUCACAGUUCAGAGAGCGACACCUCCAGGUGUGACAAAGUGUGCCUCAAAGCAUCCGGCGCCUCCAAACCUGACCUGCCCCCCGUUUUCAAACGAGACCUGACCAAGCGCGUCCUGGAGCCCAACCUCAACAUUGCCAGGCGGGUACGCAACCUGAGCGAGUCGCGAAGAAGUGACACAGAGAAGGACUCCGGACUCAAACCAACCGUUCGCCAGCUCAUCAGCUCCUCUGGGGCUCGGCGGAAGGUCAACUGGGAGCAGGUGUACCAGGAAGUGCGGAAGAAGCAGGACAAAGGAAAAGGAAUGCCCAGGUUCGGCAUAGAAAUGGUUCCAAAUGACGCUGGGGACCAGAGCCAGGAGGAAUCUGACCUUGCACUCCUGGAGAAUUUCUCCUGGGAGUCACUGAUGGGGACCUCGCCUCCCGCAGUCUCCCGAAAACGCUCCUUAUCAGAAAGCAGCAUCGCUCCCACGUCCGAGCACUCCCUUUUCACAUCCCAAGAGUACAACCAGGCCCCAGUGCGACACUCCGAGCAGCAGAGGUCCUCUGUUUCUCCCAAGUCCACCGUCCCCGGGGAGAACGGCUGUCAUCCAGAGCAGAUGUUCAACUUCACCCUGGAGGAAGCCCAGAAGCAGGCAGAUAAGCUGAUGUCAGAGAAGGCUAAGGCUCUCCAGAAUUCCAACGCCAUGCUCGGAGACAACAGCUCCGGAACGGAGCAGAUGGACACUCAGGGGACAGUGAAGAGGCGAAGAACACCUGGGGAUAUUCUGAGCCAAGAGUCUUCAUGUGUGGAACAGGAGAUAAAAAGAAGAAAGAUCAAAUCCAAAAGUGCGGAUCGUUUACACAUCGACCAGCUGCUCUCCGUGUCCUUGCGCGAGGAGGAGCUGAGUCGCUCGCUGCAGGCAGUGGACAGCAACCUCAUCCAGGCCAGGACGGCGCUGGAGGCCGCCUUCAUGCAGGUGCAGAGUUUCAUGGUGGUCAAGCAGCAGAUCACCACAGAGAUGAGCAGCCUGAGAGAACGGCGCAUUGAGUUAUUAAAAGGGAUGCAAGGCGAAGCACCUCCGCUGCGACUGAAAGAGGAGAAGGCCGACCAGGUGGACUCCUCCUUGGUUGCCUCCGUGUCCUCUCUUCCAAGCGCCGCCGCACCUCCUCCACCUCCUCCUCGCUGCGCCUCGCCCCCGUCAUUCAGCACCCCCCUAAUAUCCGUCAAGCAGGAGCCCCUCUCCCCUGUGCGGGUCACCUCAGAGUCUGAGCCUUUGGAGGCUGCCGCCCGAGCAGAGCCCACCUCAAUGUCCGCCGGAACAAAGUUGUGUCAAGCUGGAGGCGAGUCUGCGGACGUCAAGGACCGCCUUUCGGGAAUGUCGGAGUCUAAGGAAAAGGCGGUCAAGGCGAUACAUCCCCUACACCAGAGCCUGGACUCCAAAUCCUCAGUCAGCAGCAGGAGAAGCUCCGAGACGGGCAGCCUCGCCGAGCGCUCGGCCUUUGACUUCGAGAUCCCCGCUGUCCCCACCGCGGCCUGCGAGCCGGGCGGCGGCAAGCGAGUAAGAAAGCUGAAGAAGAGGAAGGUGCUGGAAAAGGCUCACGGGAACGUGCGGGCCGAGAGCAGUGACACGGAGAUGGACGCCGAAGCCUCCAGGCCCAGGUGGCUCCGAGCGAACAGGAGGUCCAGCGGCAGCACUCAGGUCAGCACCUCCUCCCUGCCAAGCGGGGGCAGUGUGAAGAUGGACAACGACGAGGACGUGAGCAGGCCGGGCGUGAAGCCUCCCAAACAGCUCGUUCUCCCCGAGCCGGACCCCUCGGUGCUGACGGAGGAAAAGAUGGACGUGACCGCAGCCGGGACCUCGUUAUCUCCUCCAGCUCGCGUCCCGGACCCGUCCAGAACCGAGCAACCGAGCCUGGCGUGCAAUGAGGUCACCUCCACCAGCGACAUGGACAUUUGUAAAUCAUCUGAGAGCGAAGUGUCAUUUCCACAGACCACAUGGACGUCUUCUUACACGUCCUGCGGCACGUUCGAGGGCCACCAGGAGGCGGUGAAUGCCAUGCAGGUCCACAACGGCCUGCUGUACACCUGCUCGGGAGACCGCACCAUCAAAGCCCUCGACCUGCAGAGCCGCAAGUGUGUCGCCGUGUUUUCGGGCCACACGUCCAAAGUGAGCUGCCUGUUGGUGUCGGCUGCACCCUGCCUGCAGCGCCGCCUGUACUCGGGUUCUAGCGACCAGACCAUCCGGUGCUACAAUCUUAAGACCAAGGAAUUGGAGCAGCAAUUCAGUCUGGCAGACCGCGUCCUCUGCCUCCACAGCCGAUGGAAGCUUCUCUACGCCGGUCUGGCCAACGGCAAUGUGGUGACCUUCGACCUCACCAGCAACAAGCAGAGGGACGAGUUCGAGUGCCACGCCCCGCGGGCCGUCAGCUGCCUGGCGUCGUACCAAGAGGGCUCCAGGCGGAUCCUACUGGUGGGCUCCUAUGACAGCACCAUCAGCGUGAGGGACGCCAAGACCGGUCUGCUGCUGCGCACGCUGGGCGGACACACCAAGACGGUCCUCUGCAUGAAGGUUGUGAACGACAUGGUUUUCAGCGGCUCCAGCGACCAGAACGUCUACGCGCACAACAUCCAUAGCGGCGAGCUGGUGCGCGUCUACAAGGGCCACAGUCACGCCGUCACCGUGGUAACGGUUGUCGGCAAGGUGAUGCUGACCGCCUGCCUGGACAAACUGGUCCGCGUCUACGACCUACAGUCUCGAGAGCAGCUGCAGGUGUACGCCGGACAUUCGGACAUGGUGACCAGCAUGGCGGUCCACCAGAACAAGAUCUACACGGGCUGCUACGACGGCAGCGUGCAGGCGGUGGAGUUGAACCUGGCUCAGAACUACCGCUGCAGGUGGCACGGCUGCUCGCAGGUUUUCGGCGUCAUGGCGCACCUGCAGCAGCACCUGGUCAACGAGCACGCGGGCGACAAGGUGCAGACGCUGCGGUGCCGCUGGAGAGACUGCCAGGAGUUCUUCUGCGCCCGCAGCGGCUCCAAGCAGGGGAUGCUCGCACACGUGCAGAAACACGGCGAGGAGGCGGAGCCGGAGCCUUGAGUUCCUCCCCCCAUAUUGGGCGGGAUAAUUGGGAGCGUGUCCACCACUUAACGUUCCAUGUUGGAAUCCAACAUUUAAGUGUCCCUUGCUAUUUUGUUUUUUCUACGUUCAGACGGGCGAGCGGCCACCGUGCCCACGCCCUCUUUUCCACUGACCAAAUAAAGAGGCCUUUUCCCACCGAGAUAAUGUGAGCGCUGCCGGGGUAGAGAACGCCGUGCUUCCUGAAGGGUGCACUUGGCGUGUGCGUUCAGGACGUUUUUAUUGUUGUGACGUGUCUUUGUGAUCAACAUCUUUAUUUCAUUUUAUUAUCAACGUUUUCUUCUCCUUUGAGGCAGAAGACUGGAUGGGUGGCGUCUUGUUCGCGGAGAAGCGUGUUUAUUUCAUUUGCUUUGCUUUUAUUUUCUUCUUUUGUCAGGUGUUGGCUUGUCCUGGUGAAGACUUUAGGGCAGGGGUGUCCAGACCUUUUGUCAGGUGUUGGCUUGUCCUGAUGAAGACUUUAGGGCAGGGGUGUCCAGACCUUUUGUCAGGUGUUGGCUUGUCCUGAUGAAGACUUUAGGGCAGGGGUGUCCAGACCUUUGGACUUGGGGGCCGCAUUGGGCUCCAAAAUGGGUCUGGGGUCUGAAAACCCACUCCAUAUAGCCUAUAAAUGAAUGUGUGUGUGUGUGUGUGUAUAAGUGUGUGUGUGUGUGUGUGUGUGUGUGUGUGUGUGUGUGUGUGUGUGUGUGUGUGUGUGUGUGUGUGUGUGUGUGUGUGUGUGUGUGUGUGUGUGUGUGUAUAAGUGUGUGUGUGUGGUGUGUGUGUGUGUGUGUGUGUGUGUAUGAAUGUGUGUAUAAGUGUGUGUGUGUGUGUGUGUGUAUGAAUGUGUGUAUGUAUCGAUGUAUUUGUAUGUGUGUGUACGUGAAUGUGUGUAUGUAUCGAUGUAUUUGUGUGUGUGUGUAUGUGAAUGUGUGUAUGAAUGUGUGUAUGUAUCGAUGUGUGUGUGUGUGUGUGUGUACGUGUAAUUAUUUGUACGUGUGUAUGUGAAUGUGUGUAUGUAUCGAUGUGUGCGUGUGUGUUUGUGUGUGUGUGUGUGUGUGUGUGUGUGUGUACGUACGUGUAUGUGUGUAUGUAUCAAUGUGUGUGUGUGUGUGUGUUUGUAUGUAUGUGACUGUGUGUAUGUAUCGAUGUAUUUGUGUGUAUAUGUAUGUGUGUAUGUGAAUAUGUUUAUGAAUGUGUGUAUGUAUCGAUGUAUGUGUGUGUGUGUGUGUGUGUGUGUGUGUGUGUGUGUGUGUGUGUGUGUGUGUGUGUGUGUGUGAAUGUGUGUAUGUAUCGAUGUAUUUGUGUGUGUGUGUGUGUGUGUGCGUGUGUAUGUGAAUGUGUGUAUGUAUCGAUGUAUUUGUGUGUGUGUUUGUGUGUAUGUGAAUGUGUGUAUGUAUCGAUGUAUUUGUGUGUGUGUGUGUGUGUAUAUAUGUAUGUAUGCAUGUGUACGUGUGUGUGCGUGUAUGUGAAUGUGUGUAUUUAUUGAUGUAUUUGUGUGUAAGUGUGUAUGUAUGUGUGUAUGUGAAUAUGUUUAUGAAUGUGUGUAUGUAUCAAUGUAUUUGUGUGUGUGUGUAUGUGAAUGUGUGUAUGUAUUUGUGUGUGUGUGUGUGUGUGUGUAUAUAUAUGUAUGUAUGUAUGUGUGUGUAUGUGAAUGUGUGUAUGUAUCGAUGUAUUUGUGUGUGUGUGUGUAUGUACUGUAUGUAUGUAUGUGUGUAUUUUUGUGUGCAUGUAUUGAUGUGUGUGUGUGUAUGUAUGUGUGUGUGUGUGUGUGAGUGCGUGCAUAUAUAUGUACUGUAUGUAUAUAUACAGUAUAUAUAUGCAUAUAUUUAUAUACACAUAUUAUAUAUCCAUGAUAUAUAUGUGUGUGUGUAUAUAUAUAUAUAUAUAAUUAAUAAUGGUAUAUUAAGUGUGUGUGAAAGUUAGAUUCCUAUCCUGCUUAUUUCUGUGACGACCUCCUUAAAGUUUUGUAAACAAACAGAAAUAUCAAGCAGCUAAAAUGUGCCAAACAUGGAUAAGUGUAGAAAAAGAGUGUUUUUGCAUUUUUCCCAUCAUGCACUGCAGGGCAUUUAAAUGGGUGGUCAUUUUUGAAUGAUGUGUUGUGCUUGGACAUGUUUCUAUUGUCCAGUGAGCAGGUUGUUAUGUGCGUUGACUUUUUGUGUUGGUUUACUUGCGCCAUGAGUGGUAAAGGUGGUCUGUGAUGGGUCGUGUAAAAACGUUCUGUGCCGUGUACACUUCAAAGUGCAGUUCAUGGUCAUUAGUAUGAGUUCCUCGCAUUGACGGAGGCAAAGUUGCACUGUCAGAUAUUUAAAAUGAAGUCGGAGGCACCUCACGGGGUCGGAGUCCUUCUUGAAAGCCGUGCAACUCAGUAGCUUAAACACCCCCGCGUUAGAGGGGGGGUCGUGUGGGGGACAACAUGGCGGCGACUUGCCUUUGUGUUUGUUUCCGCAACGUGAACGUCGGGCCACUUUGUCUUUUCCCCCGAUUGACACGUUUAUACUGUCGUCGGAACAACUUUUCGUCAGGAGGAUGCCUGCUUGGAUACGUGGCGGUCGUCUACCACCACCACCACCACCACCACGCCUUUCUAAUUGAGACUUUUUCACACUUGUGGCGGGGAGCAAGCAGACUAAAGGGCGGCAGGAGGAGGUGACGCAGGUGUAGAGGAGGUGUUUGAUGGAAGCAGCUAGAAAGAAAGAAUUAGGAUUUAUACCCCCCCCCAAAAAAUACACUUUUGCUACUUUUUCAUUUUUAACCUCGCAGUUGCCCUCAUUGACGUUUUUUAGGCGAUGUUUUUACUUGAAGUCAGACGCGAAGCGCGGCGUUCACUUCCCACCCGGCAACACCCGGCGUUCUUCAAGAGGUUUUUUUUGUUUUGUUUUUUUUUAACAGUGCAAUCCAAGGAGUUUAUUAAUAAUAAUAAUAAUAA